Messenger RNA from Carassius auratus (goldfish), 3053 nucleotides. Its product is annotated as probable ATP-dependent RNA helicase ddx6. Lineage: Eukaryota; Metazoa; Chordata; Actinopteri; Cypriniformes; Cyprinidae. The coding region runs from base 539 to 1993 and encodes 484 amino acids. Gene Ontology annotation, molecular function: nucleic acid binding; RNA helicase activity; ATP binding. The record is from RefSeq and is a predicted model, not a curated record. The transcript has 14 exons.
GGAGGGUUUAAAGAUGACUGGAAGCCAUCUUACACACUCGCUUUACACCCCGAAAUAUAUGUCACAACUCUACACCUAUAAUUCACAAACACCGACACAUAGAAAGAUUUUCUCAGCCACAUCUGGUUGAAAACCUUUGAAAUCAUUGAUGUUGAAUAAUUGGAGAGAAAGGAAUGAACCAAAUUGAAAAGACUAACGCUGGCUCCCUGGCCCCUGGUCUGUGAAACUUUCCUUUUGCAGAGGAAGGAUUUACUCAUUCACGAAAAGGAUAAUUGAAGCUAAUCUUCCUGCUUCGAUAUCUGUGACCUGUUGCUUGAGAGACACUGACAUUGAGAUGUUUCCCAAGAGACUUGCAAUUUGAGGAACAAGGAACUGGUGAAAAAUACCGCUUUAAAUUUGUGCGCUUUGGACACUGAGAAAGCUGUGGGAAGGACAACUUGCAAUUUUUUUAUUUUUUUGCUGGCCCAUUAAUAUAAAGUAUUAUCUCCACUGUUGUUUGUCUCUCACUGUUUGAAAGAAAAAAAAAACUAUUUAAGUCAUGAGUACAGCCAGAAUGGAGAAUCCAGUGAUUCUAGGACUAUCGAAUCAAAAUGGCCAAAUGCGAGGCUCUGUGAAGCCAGCAGGUGGUCCAGGAGGAGGUGGAGGGGUGUCCCAAACAACACAGCCAGCCCAGGUCAAACCCUCCAGCACAGUCAACAACGGCAACUCCCAGCCUGCACCUACAGCCAACACUAUCAUCAAGCCUGGGGAUGACUGGAAGAAGAAUCUAAAACUUCCUCCGAAGGAUUUGCGCAUGAGGACUUCAGAUGUGACGGCGACCAAGGGAAAUGAGUUUGAGGAUUACUGCCUGAAACGGGAACUGCUUAUGGGCAUCUUUGAAAUGGGCUGGGAGAAACCGUCACCUAUACAGGAGGAGAGCAUUCCCAUUGCGUUGUCUGGGAGGGACAUUCUGGCCAGAGCCAAGAAUGGCACAGGAAAAAGUGGCGCCUACCUCAUUCCCUUACUUGAACGCAUUGACCUGAAGAAAGACAGCAUACAAGCGUUGGUUAUUGUGCCCACUAGAGAACUGGCUCUACAAGUGAGCCAAAUAUGCAUUCAGGUCAGCAAACACAUGGGCGGGGUCAAGGUCAUGGCAACUACAGGUGGAACCAACCUCCGUGAUGACAUCAUGAGACUUGACGAAACAGUGCAUGUUGUCAUUGCCACUCCAGGAAGAAUUUUAGACCUCAUCAAAAAGGGAGUGGCCAAAGUCAAUCAAGUACAGAUGAUCGUGUUGGAUGAGGCAGAUAAGCUCCUGUCACAGGACUUUGUACAGAUGAUGGAGGAGAUUCUGAGCUAUUUGGCCAAACAAAGGCAAAUUUUGCUGUACUCUGCCACCUUCCCACUGAGUGUGCAGAAGUUUAUGAACUCCCAUCUGCAGAAGCCCUAUGAGAUAAACCUGAUGGAGGAGCUGACCCUGAAGGGGGUUACCCAGUAUUACGCCUAUGUAACUGAAAGGCAGAAAGUUCAUUGCCUUAAUACUCUGUUCUCCAGGCUCCAGAUCAAUCAGUCUAUAAUCUUCUGCAAUUCAUCACAGCGAGUGGAACUCCUGGCAAAGAAGAUCUCUCAGCUUGGAUACUCCUGUUUCUACAUUCACGCCAAGAUGAGACAGGAACACCGAAACCGUGUGUUCCAUGAUUUUAGAAAUGGCUUAUGUCGAAAUCUCGUCUGCACUGAUCUCUUCACAAGAGGAAUUGAUAUACAAGCUGUGAAUGUGGUGAUCAACUUUGAUUUCCCCAAACUGGGGGAGACGUACCUCCAUCGCAUUGGCAGAUCUGGUCGGUUUGGACACUUGGGUCUCGCCAUUAACUUGAUCACUUAUGAUGACCGCUUUAACCUGAAAGGUAUUGAAGAACAGCUGGGUACUGAAAUAAAGCCCAUUCCCAGCAGUAUUGAUAAGAGUCUAUAUGUGGCGGAGUACCACAGUGAGAGUGGAGAGGAGGUUAAACUGUGAGCAGGAGAGAUCUCCAAUCCUUCGUCCCCUUUCCCCACCUUUUUUCCUUCCCUAUUGUGUCUAGGGAAUAGGAGGAUUUUUUUUGUUUAAACUAUAUCUUCCGUCUGUCUUCCUCUUCCCCCCCACUUUAUUUUCUUGCUUGUUUGGUGCCACCACAAGGAAUGUGAUGAUGUGACGACCCAAUUAUCGGGACGGACUUAUGGCCUAAUAAAGGACUGCUGCACCGAUAUUUUCAUCCUGAAGACUUCAAAUCAUUUGAGGAGGGAAAGAGGGGACAUGAGGAUUUAUCACCCAAGAAAAAGACUACCCAUCGCCUGGAAGCACAUUCUCACCCCACUCUCUCUCUCUGUUCCUCUGCUCAUCUUCAUGUUUCUAGUCAUUUGAAACAAGUGCCUUAACAAGCAGUCUAACUUGUUCAAAAAGUAAUAACCUGAUUUUUUUUUUUUUCGCUCCUAACUCAUUUGAAGAUGUGGUCUUGAUCUUUCUCUGGUCCUCCCGUUUGACAGAAGAAUUAUUUUGCAUUUGCCACCUGUAGAUUUGAGGCGAUGAAGAACAGGAUUUCACAGCGGGAGAGUGGAUGGGGUGGCAUGUGCGAUUUGUGCCGUCUCUGGCAUACUUGACUGUCGUGUGAAGAGAAAGCCCCCUGGAGAACUGAGAUGAUAUCAGUGGGCGUAAAGACAAUGAUGGGGCUAAUGUUCCUAUGGCAAGCUUUCAAAAGUCAAACAAGGCUCCCAGUGGCGCUUUCCUUCAUCUGCUCAUGGAACAUACCAUUCCUCUAGAGACCCAAAACUCUUUCCCUCUCUGUCUUCAGUGGGCCAACACUAAGAGACUUGACUAGACUCAGACCAGCCUUUUCCUUGGCCAUGAGGACUCCUGCUUUGAGACGAAUGUGGACUUGUUUGUCCUUUUUUUUUUUUUUUUUUUCUUCCCUUCCCCAUUCCACCUGAUUUAUGUGCAGUUUUACAUUGUUAUUGGGUAGGCACUCUUUCCUAAAUGUGCCAUUUAUACAGAUCUGGCACGUUGUAAACAUUUUUGUAAAUACUUUUUUUUUUUUUUUUUU